AUGAGCUUCUCAGGGUUUGCACUCAAGGGAAAGAAGAAGGGAGCGACGGCGGCGGGAUUGGCACAGAAGUCGUCCCUUGGAGGAUUCCGUGUAGAGAAGGAGCGAAAUGUUGAUGAGAAGAAGGAGAUCGUGGUGGGCUUCAGCACGUCCGGCGAUGCCCUGCUGAAAGAACCUUCGGUAGGGUCCAAGUACGGACCCAUGGUCAUUCCAUGCAUCAAGGUGAACUGGACCGAGGACCAAGCCGCCGCCGAAGCGCUCCUGGCAGAUAUUCGAAAUAGUUCGCGACAGGAACAAGAAGAAUCAGAGGAGUCGACGCUUGUGAUCCCCAUCGCUGGAGGCACCGUCGAGAACACUUCCGACAUAAACAAGAAGGAUGCGCCGAUGCUCACGAGGAAUCGUAUCCCAGGCAUGGACAAGAUCGUGGGGGAAACCAACAAAUUCAAGCACGACCUGUCCAUGCGACCAGACGAACUGGACAUCCACAGCGACGCCUUCGACGCCGUGCCGAUCGAAGAGUUUGGCGCGGCGCUGCUCCGCGGGAUGGGUUGGACCGGCAAGGAUCGUGUGGAGCCCACGGGGUCCAAGGUUCAGAUGCGGCACUACCGAUUGGGUCUCGGCGCCACCCCCAAGCCCGUUAUCGAGGCGCCGAAGAAGAAGAACUUCAUCCCAAAGCCCGAGCCCCGCGAGCGGAGUUCACAUCACGGCAAUAGUAGUAGUACUAGGAACGGUAGCCGGACUAAUGGGCACAAGCGCAGUCGUAGUCGCAGCCGCGAUCGGUCGUCUAAAAAGCGCUGACCUAUUGUGCAUUCCUGAUAAACUUGGCAAUUUUGUGCAAAUCGCCAGCAAAUAUCCGCGAUGACA
Messenger RNA from Aphanomyces astaci, 861 nucleotides. RefSeq lists its product as hypothetical. Bases 1 to 795 code for a protein of 264 amino acids. The transcript has a single exon. Lineage: Eukaryota; Oomycota; Saprolegniomycetes; Saprolegniales; Verrucalvaceae. Gene Ontology annotation, cellular component: spliceosomal complex. Gene Ontology annotation, biological process: mRNA splicing, via spliceosome. The record is from RefSeq and is a predicted model, not a curated record.